Astyanax mexicanus (Mexican tetra) is the source of this 3911-nucleotide messenger RNA. Its product is annotated as oxysterol-binding protein-related protein 7. Lineage: Eukaryota; Metazoa; Chordata; Actinopteri; Characiformes; Acestrorhamphidae. The coding region runs from base 187 to 2940 and encodes 917 amino acids. Gene Ontology annotation, molecular function: cholesterol binding. The record is from RefSeq and is a predicted model, not a curated record. The transcript has 22 exons. Gene Ontology annotation, cellular component: intracellular membrane-bounded organelle; perinuclear endoplasmic reticulum; cytosol.
GCCGUAGGUGUAGCAGCUCUUUAGGCGUGACAGAGGAGAAGCAGGUUUCACUCAGACUCAAACUCUCUCCAUGGCUCUGAGACUCAGGUAGAGCAGCUCUUCUACACAGUGCGCUUUUUGGUGUAAUGAGACAGAAAUAAAUACGUCCUUGAAGGAACUGAGACAGUAGACGUUUGUGGAGCGGUCAUGAUGGAGUACCCAGUGCCCCUAAGCAGCAGCCAGUCCAUGGCAAGCGGGCUGGAGAAAUCUCCCAUUUCAGCCUUUAAACCAGGCCACUCACGCAGCAACAGCACUGGAUCAUCAUCCAGACACUCCAGACAGAAUUCUAGAGACUGGGAAAUUGUGACAGACCCGCUGCCUUCUGUAGGUGCUCCUGGUCAUUGCGUGGAGAAGAGCGGCAUUCCAGGCAUUUGUGAGGGAUAUCUGAUGAAGAAGAGGAAGUACCCACUUCAAGGCUGGCACAAGAGAUACUUCAUUUUGGAAAAGGGAAUUCUCAGAUACUCAAAGACUCAACAGGAUAUUGCCAGAGGAAAAGUCCAUGGAUCCAUGGAUGUUAGCCUUGCUGUCAUGUCCAUGAACAAGAAAUCCAGACGUAUUGACCUCGACGCGGGACAAUUCAACCUGUACCACAUUAAGGCCAAAAGUCAGGAAAUUUUCUACAUUUGGCUAACCAAGCUGACUGCCCAUCGCAAAUAUAAGAAAAAUGAGGCAAUGAUCAUCCACCAGGAUGUCCUGCAGGCACUUUCUGCAGCAAACAGCAACGCACUGCCUGCCAUGGCAAGCCUCGCCCAGAGAAACAGGGCCAUGAUGGACAUGCUCCCACAGUAUCAGAGCUCAGCAUCAAUCUGCCAGCCUAACUUCCUGGACACCCCAGCUGCCUCCUCGUCUCAGGUUAACAGCAAAGUUUCAGCCUGGCUUCAACAGACUCAAGAGGCAAGCGCCUGCCAGCAGGAACUGGCGCGCUGUGAGCUGGACCUGGCUGAUCUCUGCCGUCUGAUCCAGAGGCUCCACUGGCUGGAGGGAGAUCUUCCAAUCACAAACAAUGACUUGGAGCGUAGGAUCAGCAUGCAGAAUCUGACUCUGGAGAAGCCGAAGAAGAAGCACGGGAAAGUUUGGGGACACAACCGCACUCUGUCACAUGGCAUGUUGUCCGCAAGUCAUUUGGGCACAUCGUCAGGCCUGGCAGCAUCUCUUCAGUCUAUCCCAGACUACGUUUACACUCAGCUGUCCACUCCUGGGGUCACCUCACCUGAGGGAAAGAAGCUGCAGCAGGAAAUCUACGCUGUUUCUCAGAGAUUGCACGCCUCUCUGAAGGGUGUUCAUGAGACGCUGUCUUUGGAGCGUGAGCGGCUCCGGCAGGCCUGGACCGGACCAGACCUCCGCCAGGCCACCACUGACCAGCUGGCCACUCUGUGUACCACACUGUCGGAGUUGGAGGUUCAGUCCCGUCUAACUAAAGUCCACUCACUCUCCCUGUCCUCUGAUUCCACUGAGGAGUCCUUCUGCACUGUUCGGCAGGACCAGCCCUCAAGCCCUUCUCAGUCCCGUCAGACCCGCAGCCGGCUCUCUCUGGCCGAGUCCAUGGCUGAAUACUUUGACGCCAAUGAGGUUAUCGUGUCUGAAAGCUUGUCUGAGAAUGAGGCUUCUGAUGAGUCGGGUCUAAGUGAUGUCACUACCAGCAACUCUGAACCUGAGGAUGGACACGCACACACAGCUGCAGUCAACAUGAAGUACAGAGCGAGUGUGUCCAGUGCUGUAGAUGUUUCCCCUACUGUACCAAAGAACAUGGGUCGCCGGACAGUGCUGCCCGCUCACAGUGCUGAUAACAGCCACAUCGGCAUCCUCAGCAUCCUGUACAACAACAUCGGGAAGGACCUGUCCCGCGUGUCCAUGCCCGUCGCCCUCAACGAGCCGGUAAACUUCCUGCAGAGGGUCAGUGAGGAGCUGGAGUAUUCACAGCUGCUGGACAUCGCUAACCAAAUCGAUGACCCCUAUCAGCGAAUGGUGUAUGUGGCCGUUUUCUCCAUCUCUGGCUAUGCCUGGGCAUCAUGGAGGAACCGCUAUAAGCCCUUUAACCCAGUACUGGGAGAGACGUAUGAAAGCGUUCGAGAGGAGCGAGGCUUCCGCUACGUUGCAGAGCAGGUGAGCCAUCACCCUCCUGUAUCUGCCUGCCAUGCAGAAUCUGAGAAUUUCACAUUUUGGCAGGAUCAAAGAUGGAAGAAUAAGUUCUGGGGGAAGUCUGUGGAGAUCAUCUCGACAGGGAUGGUGAAUGUAACCCUGCCCAGGUAUGGAGAUCACUAUGAGUGGAAUAAAGUGGUGACGUGCAUUCACAGUGUGUUCAGUCAGCAGCGGUGGCUGGAGCACUACGGAGAUGUUGUGAUCAAAAACCUGAACAGUGACGAAUGCACCUGCAAGAUGACCUUCCUUAAGUCUCGUGUUGUUGGUGGAGAGACCAUCAAGAAUGAAGUGCAGGGGACAGUCCUUGACCAGGCUGGAAAUGUGGUGCAUCGGUUUGGGGGCUCCUGGCAUGAGGGCAUCUUUUGUGACACACUGCCCGAGCCACAAUGCAUCUGGAAGCCCAAUCCUCAGCCUGAUGAUUAUUUCGAUUAUUAUGGAUUCUCCAGCUACGCCAGAGAGCUGAAUGACUUGACUCCUGAUCUAAAGCCUCUGCUGCCACCUACAGACACACGAUUCCGCCCAGACCAGAGACUUCUGGAAGAAGGUAAAGUGUCUGAAGCUGAUAAGAAGAAGGAUGAAUUGGAGGAGAAGCAGAGGGAGCGGAGGAAAGAGUUGACCAAAAGAGGAGAGGAACACAUCCCUCGCUUCUUUAGGAAAACUGUGGAUGAAGCUGGAAGGGAGGUCUGGGUAACCAAUGGAACUUACUGGAGGAUCAGGGAAAAUCCUGGAUUUGCAAACACCCCAAAUCUGGAAUUGUGGUGACCUGAUUAGUUGAGACCUGCAUUAUUAAUGUUUUCUUUUUAAACCUAAAUGGACGUCCCGUAUCUCAAUCUAUUUUAGUCUUUUGUUAAAUGUCUUACUUUUAGUCCUCAGACUUUUGUUUAACUUAUUUUAAGCAGUCUUCAAUCAGAAAUUAAUUUAGUUAAAGUUGCACUGGAUCUGGUGGGGGUUUGUGUGUAAGGGCACAUUUAAUGAACCCAUCUCUGUGGUGAUGGUGCCAAUAAGGAGCACAUGAAAAUUGGUUUGGCUCUAACUCAAACUCUGAUGCUCCUGAAAUGCUGGGUCCCUCAUUCAUCCAGUGAAUUAUAACUCCUUAAAUGCUGAUGAAGACUAUUUGUAUUAAUUGCCAACAGAGCCUCAUUUAAUUAACUUCCUUUAAUUUAGUGAAAAACUUUUUUAGCCAUUUUUAACUGAAAGUGUUUUAGAAAUGUCUGCUGUUACACCUUAAUCACUUUAAUCAGGUUUUACAGACAGAGACUGAGUAAAGGGAACAGGGCUUUUUGGGGGUGAAAAUGUUUGAUGUUCACACUGAGGGCUUGUAACUCAAAUGAGUCAUUUAUGUGUAAAUGAAUUCAGAUUAUAUAUAUAUAAAGAUUUUUUAGAUAGCAAUUAUAGCACACUUGAACACAUGGAACCCUUUUCCUGCCCCUCAGGAUCGCUGCUUAUGUAAAUAGUCCUUGUCUGUUAUUUUUAUUUUUUUCUUCAGGCCGGCUUUACUCUUUCCGCUGCUUUGUGAAAGGAACAGGUGGAGUGCAUGUAUAUUUGUGCUAAUGCUGCCGGUUUAGUUGAAAUAAUGAAGACAUGUUUGUGUUGAUGUUUCAGCUGUGCAUUACAAGGAAAAGAGAAACUUGUUUAAUUUUAGUGAAAAAUGUAAAAAGGGGUCAUGUUGGAUCUUCCUUUUUUGUAAAUGUCUUUGUAACCAAAUGUAUUUAAAUGAAUAAAAUGGGGAAAAA